AUGUCUUCAGCCCCUCCGCCAAUCCCGCCCACUGGAAACAGCAGCAACGAGAAGAAGGACGCCGCCUCAUCCUCUGCACCGUCGGGCAGCCAGGAUGCCGCCAUGGACACUACCCCGGACCGGCCCGCGGAGGAGACUUGGGAGGACAUUCCGGAGGACAUCAUGAAGCUCUCCACCGCAGAGAUUGGCACCCGCUCGCGGCUGCUUGAGAAUGACAUCAAGAUCAUGCGCUCCGAGACUCUCCGUCUGCAGCACGAGCAGAGUGUAAUGAAGGAGAAGAUACGCGAGAACGGCGAGAAGAUUAAGCAGAACAAGGUCCUCCCGUAUCUCGUCGGGAAUGUCGUCGAGAUUCUGGAUGUGGAUCCCGAAGUGGAAGAGGACGGCGCGAACCGUGACCUCGACUCGAUGCGCAAGGGCAAAUGCGCCGUCAUCAAGACCUCAACACGACAAACCGUCUUCCUGCCUCUCAUUGGCCUCGUACCCGCCGAGAAGCUCAAGCCCGGAGAUCUGGUCGGUGUCAACAAGGAUUCCUACCUUGUGCUCGAUACGCUUCCCGCCGAGUUCGACUCCCGAGUCAAAGCAAUGGAGGUUGAUGAGAGGCCCACGGAGACAUAUACCGACGUUGGUGGUCUGGAGAAGCAGAUCGAGGAGCUCGUGGAGGCCAUCGUUCUCCCCAUGGAGCAGGCGGACAAGUUCAAGACGCUUGGUAUUAAGCCUCCGAAGGGUUGCUUGAUGUACGGUCCUCCUGGUACUGGAAAGACCCUGAUGGCUCGUGCAUGCGCCGCACAAACCAAUGCCUGCUACCUCAAGCUCGCUGGCCCGUCAUUAGUACAGAUGUUCAUCGGUGACGGCGCGAAGCUCGUUCGUGACGCGUUCGAGCUCGCGAAGGAGAAGGCACCCGCUAUCAUCUUCAUUGACGAACUUGACGCCAUCGGCACCAAACGGUUCGAUUCGGAGAAGAGUGGCGACCGUGAAGUCCAGCGCACGAUGCUUGAACUUCUGAACCAACUGGACGGCUUCAGCAGUGAUGAACGAAUCAAGGUUAUUGCUGCAACGAACCGUAUCGAUAUUCUUGAUCCGGCGCUGCUCCGGUCUGGUCGUCUGGACCGGAAGAUUGAGUUCCCGCUACCAAACGAGACCGCACGGGCACGUAUCCUUGAGAUCCAUUCCCGGAAGAUGGCGGUCUCUCAGGACGUCAACUACGAAGAGCUGGCGCGGAGUACAGACGAGUUCAACGGUGCGCAGCUCAAGGCUGUCUGCGUCGAGGCCGGCAUGAUCGCGCUGCGGGAAGGAGCGACAAAGCUCAACCACGAGCAUUUCCUGAGCGGUAUCUCGGAGGUUCAGAGCAAGAAGAAGAAUCCGCUCAACUACUUCAUGUAA
Molecule: messenger RNA, 1380 nt
Organism: Epithele typhae
Lineage: Eukaryota; Fungi; Basidiomycota; Agaricomycetes; Polyporales; Epitheliaceae
Product: 26S proteasome subunit P45
Exons: 6
Coding region: 1-1380 (459 amino acids)
Biological process (GO): proteasome-mediated ubiquitin-dependent protein catabolic process
Cellular component (GO): proteasome regulatory particle, base subcomplex
Molecular function (GO): proteasome-activating activity; ATP hydrolysis activity; ATP binding
Source: RefSeq, a predicted model, not a curated record